AUGACCAAGUUCUUCCUUCGCAUCAUACUCGCGCUCGUUCUGAUGAAUGGAUGUAGCAGUCUCUCGGCUCCGUUUGAUAAAAAGAUGAUGAAGUUGACAACGCCGAGCCACGACCACGUCACUCCGUCGGAACUGGUUACGAAACGGAUGCUUCGAGUAACCAGUGUCAUCGAUGUAGUCGCUGGGGACGGACAAGAAGUUGCAAAGCUCGAGCCAGAGAUAGAAAAGGCAUUUAGUCGUUCCAAGACCAAGUUCCAGGAGUGGAAACCUGCUCAACGGGUUAAAAAGCUCGGGCCAAGGGUAAAGAAGGCUUUUGGUCGUCUCAAGACCAAUUAUCGGGAGUGGGAACCUGGCCAACAGGUUAAAAAGCUUGGGUCGAGGAUCAAGAAGGCUUUUGGUCGUCUCAAGACCGACUACCAGGAGUGGAAUCCUGUCCAACAAUUUAAAAUGAUCAAGAAAACUACAAAGAUCGCUGCCAAGUUGAUAAAGUGGUACGUUAUUGUGCAGAUGAAGAUAGAGGCGUUCAUCAAAUGGAUCCGUGAACUGUUUGGCCUUAAAACGUAA
Messenger RNA from Peronospora matthiolae, 564 nucleotides. The record is from the annotation of a GenBank genome assembly. Lineage: Eukaryota; Oomycota; Peronosporomycetes; Peronosporales; Peronosporaceae.